Molecule: messenger RNA, 2447 nt
Organism: Lepus europaeus (European hare)
Lineage: Eukaryota; Metazoa; Chordata; Mammalia; Lagomorpha; Leporidae
Gene: ENTREP1
Product: endosomal transmembrane epsin interactor 1
Exons: 11
Coding region: 1-1827 (608 amino acids)
Cellular component (GO): membrane
Source: RefSeq, a predicted model, not a curated record
AUGUCCCUCCCCGUGGUGCUCCCGGGCUCCUGCUGCCCGGUGGCCGGGCUUUCGGGCGGGCCGCAGGCCGGGGGCUCGGGCGCCGCGGCCGCAGCAGCGCAGGAGCCGCCGCUGCCCCCGCUGCGGCCGCGCUGGCCCCGGGGCGCGCUGCCGCCACCGGCGCGGCCUCGCUGCGCUGCCGCCGCCGCCUCCGCCGCCGGGGUGCUGGCCGCGCCGCCUGCGCUCUCCUCCCGGCGGGCCGCCGCCGCCUCCGCCGCUGCGGCCGGCGCGGCCCCGGGCUCCGCGCUGCUGCCCGCCCGCCCGCUCUUGUCGCUCGGGCUGCUGCAGCUGAUCCUCGGCUGCUGCAUGGUGGCGCUGAGCUUCGGGGCGCUGUCGCUGAGCAGCUCCCCGCAGGUGAAGAACUCGUGCCCGUUCUGGGCUGGCUCUUCGGUGAUACUCUCUGGAAUCAUAGGAUUAACAACUUGGAAAAGGCCUAUGAUACUCCUGGUAAACCUCUUUGUGCUGCUCUCCGUGGUUUGUGUGCUCCUGAAUCUUGCUGGGUUUAUCCUCGGCUGCCAAGGGGCCCAGUUCGUGUCCAGCGUACCCAGGUGUGACCUGGUGGACUUAGGUGAAGGCAAGAUUUGCUUCUGUUGUGAAGAAUUUCAGCCAGCCAAAUGCACGGACAAAGAAAAUGCCUUGAAACUCUUUCCAGUUCAGCCUUGCAGUGCUGUGCAUCUUCUACUUAAGAAAGUUCUCUUCGCCCUGUGUGCCUUGAACGCGCUGACCACCACCGUCUGCCUGGUGGCUGCCGCCCUACGCUACCUCCAGAUCUUCGCCACCCGGAGAUCCUGCAUCGAUGAAGCCCAGAUUUCCGCAGAGGAGCUGGAAGAACACGGGCGGAUCCCAGACCCCGACGACUUCGUGCCGCCCGUGCCUCCGCCGUCCUAUUUUGCUACGUUUUACUCGUGCACUCCUCGGCUGAGCCGCAGGAUGGCCGCCUCUGACAUCAUCCCCGUGCCGCACAUCUACGGAGCACGAAUCAAAGGCGUGGAGGUGUUCUGUCCCCUGGACCCGCCGCCCCCAUACGAAGCGGUGGUGAGCCAGAUGGACCAGGAGCAGGGACCCGCGUUCCGGAUUCCAGAAGGGGCAGAGACUGCUACAAGCCCGCUGGAAGUGGUCUGUGCCCAAGUGACUCAAGGUGAGGACAUCCCAGGUACACCUGGAGAAGAAAGCACAUCCUUAUCAACUCCCAGCUCAAACCUGGGGCCUCCCAUGCGAAGCCGGAGAGCCCCCCCACCCCUGCGGACAAGAUCAAAGAGUGACCCCGUGCUCCAUCACUGCGAGGAGAGAGCUGCCCCCGUGCUCAGCUGUGAAGUGGCCACUCAGACUGAGAGGAGACUGGACCUGGCCGCGGUGACUCUGAGGACAGGCCUGCGACCCAGAGCUUCGCGGGGCAGGCCACGGUCGCUGAUAGAUUACAGAUCUUACAUGGACACCAAGCUGCUGGUGGCGAGGUUCCUGGAGCAGUCCUCCUGCCGCAUGGCCCCAGACAUCCAUGAACUUGUAGAAAACAUUAAGUCCGUCCUGAAGUCCGACGAGGAGCACAUGGAGGAAGCCAUCACAAGUGCCAGUUUCCUAGAGCAGAUAAUGGCCCCAUUGCAGCCCAGCACUUCCAGGGCGCAGGCGCUGCCCUCACGGAGACAGCCCGGCCUGCUGCACCUGCUGAGCUGUGGCGACCUGAGCACCUUCGCCCCGGUGGGGAGGCCGAGAGCCGAGAGGAGGCCCCGGCGGGCAGAAGCUGAGCGGCCACACAGCCUCAUCGGUGUCGUCCGGGAGACUGUCCUGUGACCCCCGGAAGACGGAAGGCCACGCCAAGGGGAGGGACUCUCCUCUCUGCUUCCUGGCUGGGAGUUGGGGUCCCCUUCUGGGGACUCCCCCAACGGAGGGGCACGCCCACGCCUUCGCUUCCCUUUGGGCUGCCCGAGGGCAUUCAGGGGUGGACAAGUUGGUCCUUCCAGGGCCGUGAGGGUGUGGGCAGCACGGAGCUGGGGGCUGUGAAGGCAUCCGGUCGUGCUCUGCAGGGGGCCUCCCACGCCCUGCUGUGGGCAGGACCUGGGCUGCAGCUCCUUGGCCACCUCACCCCUCCUGCCUGUCCUUGUUGCCACAUUCUUGCCCUCACUGGAAGGGCAGAGCUGCUGGGCUGCUAUUUAUAGUGGCCUGCGGCUUUUCACUGAGAGAGUGAGCGAGCGAGCGAGAGAGCAGUUGGCAGGGGACGCGAUGAUUAACCCUGAUCUGUCUGCUACCCUCACACCUCGUUUUGGGUUCCCCUGCCAUCCCACUCGCCUUAGGAAGGGCAGGAAACUUUCCACGCGGCAACAUUUCCUGAAGGGCGUUUAGGGAGCAAAUUAAUUUUGAUUCCGUGUAUUCAUGCUUGCAACAUUAGAGACUGCUAAGGCAGAACAGAGAAU